CGGAGUGUCGUCAUGGGCUGCUUCUCCUCCUGCUUCUCCCUCUCCCCGGCCACCAACUCCGGCACCUUCCGCUGCGUUCGCGUCGUCCACCUCAACGGCUUCGUUGAGGACUUCACCGGUCCCGUCGCCGUCCGGGAGGUCGCCAGCCUCGAGUCGAAGCAGUUCGUCUGUUCGCCGGCACAGUUGAGGUUGUUCGAUCCGCACCCACUUGGGCAGGACGCCGUUCUCCAGCCAGGUCAGCUUUAUUUCUUGUUGCCUCUCUCCGCCUUCCAGUCCGAUACCUCCCCCGUGAACCUCGCCGCCAUCGUGGCCCGUCUCACCGCCGCGGCCAACCAGGCCACCAGCAGCUCCGGGUCGGCACACGUCACGUGCUUCUCAAGCAUAUGGAACCGGAACCGGUCAUGCACGAGCAUCAACCAGCAAGAAACCGACUCGGUUCAGGCGCGGUUCUCGAGUCUGUGGGGCCAGACCGGUGAUUAUUCAAGAAUCAAUCAAUUGCCAAGCGAUUCGGCGAGUUCAGAUCCGGUUCUCACUAGUAUCGGCUCGAAGGCGCACACGUGGAAGCCGGUCCUUGAGACGAUAGACGAGGGGUCGUUCAGGCUGCUCGAGCCGUAAGCGGUGUGAGUCGAUGCCCAAAACUCUUCGCUGCAUUUGGCGUGUGCAUUCAAUUACCGUUACGUUUGGAGGCCCCACGGAUGAGUUUAUGCCGAGACGAGACAAGUGGACUCGGGUUGCCUUUUGACAAUUUGGUUGAGAGUGACCGCUACGACAAAAGAACCGAACCAUGAAUCAGCCGUACCGCCACCAGGGGAUCGGCUUUUAGCCCGCGGGCUGAUAUUAACGUGCAACCCACAAAUGGGACUCGGGGAACCCAAUGGUGCUUCAUUGACCUAAAAUGAUGGCAACUUGCAAGGGCACCCAACGAGUUGGUUUUCUGGAAAAGUCCCCAAAAAUGGUGAAUUGUAUGACUCACAACGUGACGCCCUAUUUACAUAAUAAAACAUGUUUUUAAGAAAUAUUCUGCACUUUUUUUUUUUUUUUU
Nymphaea colorata (pocket water lily) is the source of this 1042-nucleotide messenger RNA. RefSeq lists its product as uncharacterized. The record is from RefSeq and is a predicted model, not a curated record. The coding region runs from base 13 to 615 and encodes 200 amino acids. The transcript has a single exon. Lineage: Eukaryota; Viridiplantae; Streptophyta; Magnoliopsida; Nymphaeales; Nymphaeaceae.